UUCCCCCUCGCUGUUUCACGGCCGCUGCUCGCCGGCUUUGGUGUAGUCUCCGUCUCCGUUCCCCUUCGACUCUGCUUUCGGGAAGAUGGCAGCGAAGAAGCUGGGAUCUCGGUUAGAGACCGAAAUCGAGCGGUGCCGCUCCGAGGGACAAUGGGACCGGAUUCCGGAUCUGGCCAAACAGCUGUCGGCGAAGCCCAUUGCAAACGAUGAUUUAGCUGAGUUGCUGCUGGGUGAAGCCAAGCUUCAGCAAUAUUUGAAGGAAAAUCCUAUAAAACUGGGAGCAAGUCCUCAUGGGACCAAACCAAGGCUUGUGGAGGUCCGGAAGCAUCUGGUAGCUGCUCUUGACAGAGGGAACCUAAAGCCUGAAUAUAUGCAAGAAGCCAAUUUGUUGCUUGCGAAGUUAAACUACAUUGAAGGAGAAUACAGGGAUGCUCUCAGCAUUUACUCCAGAGUCGCUCUUGAUGACCUCCAACUUGUUGGCAUUCCAGUGUAUAGAUUGUCCAUGAUUGCUGAAGCGUAUGCAACUAAGGGGUUGUGCUUAGAAAAAGUGUCGUCGUUGUCACCGGCCAACAGUCGGCACAAGGAUGAAGAGCAGGAAAUCAUUACUUGCUAUGAGAAGUCAGGUGACAUUGCACUGCUGUACCUACAGGAAGUAGAGAAGGCCUUGAGCACCGGAAUGCAGAAUCGUAGUCCAAAGUCUGGCCCUGCUUCACAAGAGCAAGAACUUGGCUUUUUCUUGGAAACUGGACUCCAAAGGGCGCAUGUCAUUUACUUCAAAAAUGGAAAUUUGACCAGAGGCAUUGGUAGAUUCAGAGAAAUUCUGAGAGCUGUUGAGACAAGAACUACACAGAACCUGAGAAUGACCAUUGCCAGGCAGUUGGCAGAAAUUUUAUUGAGAGGUAUGUGUGAACAGAGCUACUGGAAUCCCCUGGAGGACCCCCCUCAUCAUUCUCCGCUUGAUGAUCCUCUAAGGCAAAUCAACACUAAAGAUUAUGCUCUUAGUAGAAGACCAAAGGUGUAUUCUGGAGAAAACAUAUUUUGUCCUCAGGAGAACACAGAGGAAGCAUUGCUUCUACUCCUAAUUAGUGAGUCUAUGGUAAACAGAGAUGCUGUAUUAAGCAGAAUACCAGAGCAUAACAAUGACCGCAUUAUUAGUUUACAGAGUGCAUCUAUUGUGUAUGAUCUCUUAACAAUAGCACUCGGUAGAAGAGGGCAAUAUGAAAAUGCUUGUCUUGAAAGAGCAAUGAAGUUUGUAUUUGAAGAGUUUCAUCUUUGGUACCAGUUUGCCUUGUCAUUGAUGGCUGCAGGUAAGUCAGCACGUGCAGUGAGAGUUCUUAAAGAAUGCAUUCGACUAAAGCCUGAUGACCCAACUAUUCCCCUUUUGGCUGUUAAGUUGUGUAUUGGAACAUUACAUUGGCUGGAAGAGGGAGAGCGAUUUGCAAAACUGGUUAUUGAUAUGGGAGAAAAGGCUUCAGAGUUUAGAGCCAAGGGCUACUUAGCUAUUGGACUUGUGUAUAGUCUAAGAGCAACAGAUGCAUCAUUGCGUGGGGUACAGGAAGAAUAUCAAAGGAAAGCUCUUGGUGCUUUUCAGAGGGCGCAGAGUUUAUCUCCAACAGACCAUCUUGCUGCAUUCUAUUUGGCUCUACAACUUGCAGUUUCUAGACAGAUUCCUGAGGCUUUAGGAUAUGUACGUCAAGCCCUCCAGCUUCAAGGAGAUGAUGUACACUCCUUGCAUCUUCUAGCUCUUCUGCUUUCUGCACAGAAGCACUACCAUGAUGCUCUAAACAUUAUAGAAAUGGCCCUUGGAGAAUAUCCAGAGAAUUUCAUAUUAUUGUUUACCAAAGUGAAGCUGGAAUCAAUCUGUCGAGGGCCUGAUGAAGCACUGCUGACAUGCAAACAUAUGCUGCAGAUCUGGAAAUCUUGCUAUAAUCUCACCAACCCCAGUGAUUCUGGACGGGGUAGCAGCUUGUUAGACAGAACUGUAGCAGACAGAAGACAACUUAACACCAUGACAUUGCCGGACUUUAGUGAUCCAGAAACAGCUUCAGGUCUCUCUUCUUCUAACUCUGGAUCAGAGCCUUCUCUCCACUUUUUUGUAUCUUCACACCAUUCCCCCCAUUCCAAAUCUGAUCCCUCCCUGAAGUUCACCAGUCAUUCUUUGUGUGACCAUACCCAUGGACACCGGGCUUCCCUUUGUAAACCCUCUCUUUUUUACAGAAGCAACCCUCCAGAUGCUUACUUUCAUGGUUUUUACUCCCUUUUUUCAGUUUGUUCGGUUCAUGCCACUUCUAUUGCUGCUUCACGAGUGGAGCAGGCCUUGUCUGAAGUUGCAUCUUCAUUGCAAAGCAGUGCUCCAAAGCAAGGGCCUCUUCAUCCUUGGAUGACUCUUGCACAGAUCUGGCUUCAUGCAGCUGAAGUCUACAUUGGCAUUGGCAAACCCUCUGAAGCCACUGCUUGCACACAAGAGGCAGCGAACCUCUUCCCAAUGUCACACAAUGUACUGUUUAUGAAGGGUCAGAUUGCAGAACUUCGAGGCAACGUAGAUGAAGCCAAGCGCUGGUAUGAAGAAGCACUUUCCAUUAGUCCCACUCAUGUCAAGACCAUGCAAAGACUGGGCCUGAUUCUGCACCAGUUGGGGCGCUACAGUUUGGCUGAGAAGAUUUUGCGAGAUGCGGUGCAGGUGAAUUCCACCGCCCACGAUGUCUGGAACUGUCUGGGUGAGGUCCUCCAGGCCCAAGGAAACGACGAUGCUGCCACUGAAUGCUUCUUAACUGCGCUGGAGCUGGAGGCCACUAGUCCCAUUCUCCCUUUCACCGUCAUUCCCAGGACACUCUGAGUGAGAAUUUGUCUCCUAAAAGUCAAUGCGCCGUGGCUGGAGAAAUGGCUUCUUCCUAAGCCAAUCACUGUACAGAGAUCAUUAUUCUGGAGGCAGACUCUUUUUUGGUCUCCAAGAAUUUUGUGAAUACUAUUUGUGCUAUUAAAUGAAUGACAAAAUAAAAACAUAGGUAAGACACGUAAAUGGCACAUACUGUGACACUCUCCCGUAGGCUGCCGGGGAUCUUCUGGUGCCACUUACAUUAGAAGGGUAAUCGCUUGUCUGUUUUUGUCCUAAAAUGUAAGCAUUUACAGUAAGUAAAAAAAAACAAAACAACGUUGUCUUAUUACCAUUGGCUAAAAGAAGAUUUGUUCUAAAAUUGAAAGAAAAAUGCAACGAUUAUGAUCUGAAGUGUUAUCGAUUAGUGUGUACUUUCAAAUAUCCCCGAUGCUCUUAAUAAACUCGGGUAUUACGGCGCCGAGAUCCUUCAUCCAUAACGCCUGAACUGUGAAACUGAAGAGCCACAGACCUUAGUAUGUGACAUUCAGAACAAGCAACCCAGUUGCAAGUGAGAUGUGAAGAAUUACUGCUAUGCAAAAGCUGGGAAUAAAGAGACAACAACCCAGAGGAAAUCUUUACGGCCGCAAGUAGGCACAGCUGUGACUCGGCCGUCAGUGAUUUAUCUUGUGAAGUUUUUAAGUCAGCCAUGAACACUGCUGCUGCUCCAGGUGACACCCUACAACACGUGUUGGUCCAGGUUUGUGCUCAAUCGUCUUUUCUUUUCUUUGGUUUUGUUUCGUUUCUGUUUUAUUAGAGCAUUUGCUGUAUUUGUAUAUAAUGCAUACCUUAUAUGUACGUGUGUUUUGUCGGGUUCAGUUACAGGUUUUUUUGAUAAAUUUGUGUAAAUCAGAAGGAUCAUAUUUUUGUCUUGUAUACUUGUCAUUGACUUAUUUUUUAAUUAAUAUUUUUGAGUAGAAGAGUCCAUGUUGUAUAUAUAUAUACAUAUAUAUAUACAAUAAUUUAUGCUGUUACCAGUUCUUCAACUCCUUUUAGUAAACAUCCACAUAGAUGAACCUGUUACAGAUCUGAAGAGAGAUGCCAAAAACACCAACGACCAACUUCGAAAUGGAUGUAUUUGUGUGCUGUACUGUAGAGUCCGGUAAACCGGAUUAUUAUACAAAUGUUUUUUUAAAUGGCAUUAUGUCUUAGUGAUUAUGUUUUUUUCAGCAUAGUUAGAAGAGCAUUAUUUUAGUCAAUUAUCUUUUACUGUGAUUUGUGUUACCAAUAUAUGUCUUUGUUAAAUCAUGAUAUGUAUAUUAUGUUGUUUAUUACAUACUUGAAAAGCAAUGUUUAUAAUUUUAUCUUUUGAAAAAGAGACAUUAUUUAAAGUGAAUAUUUAAACAGGUAAUGUUGGCGACAUUCCAGAACUCCCAAAUUCUGCCUAUAAAUGGAGUUGAACCCACUUGUACUUCCAUUGACCGAAGGGGCCGUAAUGCACUUACACCCGUUUUAAUCGAAAAAAGUGCUCACUUGUGAGGGUAUCCAGCGAAAGAAUGUAACCUGAACUUCUAUAAUAAAACAAUAGUUGUUAA
Messenger RNA from Erpetoichthys calabaricus (reedfish), 4407 nucleotides. It is a transcript of the gene ttc7b, whose product is annotated as tetratricopeptide repeat domain 7B. Gene Ontology annotation, cellular component: plasma membrane. Gene Ontology annotation, molecular function: protein binding. The record is from RefSeq and is a predicted model, not a curated record. Lineage: Eukaryota; Metazoa; Chordata; Cladistia; Polypteriformes; Polypteridae. Gene Ontology annotation, biological process: protein localization to plasma membrane; phosphatidylinositol phosphate biosynthetic process.